Molecule: messenger RNA, 506 nt
Organism: Rubroshorea leprosula
Lineage: Eukaryota; Viridiplantae; Streptophyta; Magnoliopsida; Malvales; Dipterocarpaceae
Source: the annotation of a GenBank genome assembly
AUGGUAAAAAACUGUGAGGCCGAAGCAAGAGAAGAAGAGAGCAGAAAUGGAGAAAGGGGACGAGGAGAUUGAGAAGAUAUGCAAGAGGUGCAAGCAGAGCUACAUCGCCUCCUCUAACACCUCUUCUUCUUGCUGCUUUCAUCCUUCUUUCUUCGUCUGCCGCCGUCACGAUGACCAGAAAAGGUACUAUGAGUUGGGACCAGAUGAUCCACCCUAUGAUGCCAAGUUCUAUGACUGUUGUGGGGCCGAGGACCCAAACGCAUCUGGCUGCACCACCAGUUUCCAUGUCUCAUAUGAUGAUGACUGAUGUAUAAUUUCUUAUCUUCCAUAUUCUACAUCUUCUGUAAAGACGAAAUAUGUAGAGGACUCUAUUCCUUCUUGAUAUAAAUUUGAUGGUUAUGAUGAGAAUUUGCUGGCAAAUUUAUGAUCUCCUUACAGUUUUACUGCCCUUCAUAUUUUAUGUUGUUAAAUAUGGCUUCAAAUUUCAGUAAAUUACUAUUCCUUCU